Molecule: messenger RNA, 222 nt
Organism: Phytophthora sojae
Lineage: Eukaryota; Oomycota; Peronosporomycetes; Peronosporales; Peronosporaceae
Exons: 1
Source: RefSeq, a predicted model, not a curated record
AUGGAAAUCGGGUCGGAGCCUAUCCAGCACUUUGCCGCUGGAUCAGUUUCCGCAGAGGUUCUAGAAGCUGGUAUACUCCUCUGCAACGACAAACGCUUCCCGACUCACAAACACAAGUCGCGCAGAGCAAUCCGCAACAUCCAGGCGAAUUUCUUCAACCAGAGAUACUAUAUCGUCCGGGACGACAAUGUGCAUGGAUUGAAGGUGAACGCGAGCCGAACA